AUGCCUCUUGAUAAACUAAGAAGUGCUACUGUGGCUGUUAAGAUCCGAAAGACCAAGCGAGAAACUCCAAAGCGUCCUAAGACAUCAUGGUUCAAGGAUGUUUGGUCGGAUGAUAUCAAUCAGCAGCUGGCGGGGACCUCACGAGUCCGGAAUAUGGUUGAUACGAGGAUGACUAAUCAUGAUCCAGGCUCACGACUCCGGAACUUGGUUGAUAUCAGAAGGAGUCUUCAUGUUGGAGCAGUUAGGUGUCAUGUUGCUCGAUUUGUUGAGUUUCUGAGCAAUAAUGAUUCUUGGCAGCUCCAGGUUGAAGCUGCUUGGGUUCUCACCAGUGCUUUUGGUGGCUCGACUCCUGCGAUUGACAAUUUGCUAGAGCCAAUAUUUCAAAAACUGUAUUACAAUCAGGGCAUACCAACCAAACAAUUCCGAACACUGCUCUCUAUUAGUAUGACUAAGUCUGCUCCGGAUAAGAAACUUGGUCUUUGCGAAGCUAUGAAGUUUAGUGUUAAUCUUCGAUUUGCUCAGUUUAUAAAGACGCCAGAUUUCCCGCAUCAGCUCAAGGACGAUUCUGCUUGGAUUCUCGUACUCAUUUUCUCUUUCCACCUCGCCGAUAUAUUUGGUAUGGUUGAAUAUGGGCUGGUGGAAGUUCUUGUAAAUCUUCUGGACUUUCCAGAUGAAAGUCUUUGCGAGAAGGAUGUGCUGGUAGUGGGAAAAAUUGUUGCCGGUGAUUGUUAUUGA
Molecule: messenger RNA, 735 nt
Organism: Nicotiana tabacum (common tobacco)
Lineage: Eukaryota; Viridiplantae; Streptophyta; Magnoliopsida; Solanales; Solanaceae
Source: RefSeq, a predicted model, not a curated record